UUGAGUGUAAUACCAGUAGCUCUUGAGGCCGGUUGAGUCAGUGUGGUUCUCCAGGUUGUGGACAACUGCUGACGACUCUGUGGGUUCGCUUUGAGACGGUUAAAAGGAGUUCGGAAGUUCUUGGAAGGCGAUAUGCUGAAGUUAAUUUUCUUUGCCGCAUUGCUCGGCAGUGCGCUGGCGGAAGGCAUCUCGCAGCAACAGGAGAUCUACAUUGUAGCGGGCGUCCUUGGCGGCGUGUGCCUUUUGCUUACGGUCGCCUGCAUUUUCAACACCAUUACUAUCAUCGGCUUACAAUCGAGAGUAGCAUUACUACAAGCUGCUGGCACGGCCGCUGUAAAGGCAGUUACAGAAACUCAACCGCCACGUAGUGAAGCGCCAAGAAGAGAGCCACCUCGUGACAACCCUUAUUACCCGGAGCCGAAGGGCAGGGACGACCUCAACCGCACAAACCGGCAAGAGGACCCCUAUCGUCGCCCUCCUUCUCGCGAAAACUAUAGGAUGGAGAGGAUGGACAGGGGAGAGAGAUAUAUGGACAGAAACAACUACCAUGAUGUAUACUAUAGCAUUGGAAAUAAUGCCAGACCUGGGGCACCACCUCGAUCACACCGUUCUGAUGACCACCGAUCUGCAGGAUACUACUGAGCUUUUUUUUCUCCUAGGUGAUAGUUCAUAAAUAGUUAAUAAAGUUCACUGCAAGUAACCAUAGAGAAAAUACUUAUUCCUAUAAAGAUGUUUCUUAUGGAGCCACAAAAAAAUGGAAAUACUUCAUGAUUAUGAUAAGUAAAAUUAUUUUGGAUUUUUUGUUCUUUUUUUGUUCUUUUUUUGUAGACUGAUUACAUUUUUGAGAAAUUAAAAAAAUAGAAUGCAUUUACAUGCAAGAACAGUUUGGUUCCAGUUUCAACAGAUAUGAAAAUUCAACAAUCAGUAUUUCUUUGCUUCUGAUUAAAGAAAUAUGCAAGGAAGUUUCAGAUAUUUAUGUUUUUUAUUGUACUACAAUGAAGAGAUGAAUGGUAACAAAAAGAACAAAAACAAUAUUAUGAAAAGCUCUUGCCAGUCUAAGCCUUAUUUAUUUAUUUACAAGAUAUAAUUUAAUGAACUAAAAUAUAUACUGUAAUAAAACUACAAGCUUUGCUAUCUAAAAUGACAUUUCGAGUUUAUUAGGACAAUAUUAUAAAUCAUGAAGUCUUUAAUAAAGUAACUCCUAUAUAGGCUUACAUAACUUGUUUUUAGGUUAAAUGCAUUAGAUGUCUUAUUAUUAGACCUUUUGUUUUUGUUAGUUAAGUGGUUUUGCUUGAAUUACUUUUUAAGUUGUAUUGUGGUUCAUGUGAAAUAAAAUGAAUUAAUCUUUGGGACUCACCAAUUCUUUAAUUAAAUUAUGUUUUGCUCACUUUAUGUAAAACAUUGCCCACAAAAAUGUUUGUAAAUAUAUAAAUAUAUAUAUAUAUAUAUAUAUAUAUAUAUAUAUUUUGGAUUUCUUUUAUCAGUAUUGAUAUUUAUUGUUGAAGGUUUACUAUCAGCUGAUAUCUGGAGAGCAAACAAAAAAAAUCAAAUAAUUCCCAAACAUAUUAUCUGGCUAUUGGUACUUUAAUAAAUUUCUUAACAUUA
Penaeus chinensis is the source of this 1605-nucleotide messenger RNA. RefSeq lists its product as uncharacterized. The transcript has 6 exons. The record is from RefSeq and is a predicted model, not a curated record. The coding region runs from base 133 to 642 and encodes 169 amino acids. Lineage: Eukaryota; Metazoa; Arthropoda; Malacostraca; Decapoda; Penaeidae.